AUGGUUGCUCUAUCCACGGAACGAGAUCAGGAACCAUCCAGCUCCCUUGCGACCUCGCGUGUCAAGUCACAGGCCACAGAACAACUUCGACGCAGACAGAAUGCAUCUGCUAGAUUAAACCUGGAUGACUCUGCGCCAUCAACCUCCCCUCCCGGCAAGCUCCGGCGCAACUCAACGUUCUCGGACACUGUCACUGAGACCCGUCGGUCUAUAAAAUCAUCAACAGACGAUUUAUUCUUUCCUCGUGCCAGCAAUAGUAUGGGACGCACCAGUCCCGACGAUACGGACUCCCACUGGCAUUCAAGCCCCCUCGUGCUAGCUCUUCUACCAGGUCUAGGGGGGCUUCUCUUUCACAAUGGAGCUGCUGUCUUCACAGAUGUCGCCUUGCUAUCUAUUUCAGCAGUCUUCCUAAACUGGGAAUGGUACUUUGCCGCUCAGGAGAGAGUUCAGCUAGUAACUGACGCCUCCGACGGCGAAUAUUUAGAUGAGUCCGACACGGAGAAUUGCGUUCCCUUGGACAAUUCAGUUAAUGGGGAAAAUUCUCACUCUUCGCCGCCCCGAAAGGCAUCUGCAAUAGCAUGUCAAAAUGCGAAAUCUGAAUUGCAUAUCCACGAACUUUCAGCACUUGCAUCAUGCUUCCUAUUCCCUGUUUUAGCAGCGUACCUUCUGCAUUCUAUCAGGUUUAAGCUAUCACGCCCAUCCGAAGGACUAGUUUCAAACUACAGUCUUACUCUGUUUCUUCUUGCAGCCGAAAUACGUCCCGUCUCGCAUUUGCUCAAAAUGGUGCAAGCCAGAACCCUUUACCUACAACGUGUGGUUGAAUGUAACCAACCGAGGAGCCUUAGCGACAAGGUCCCGGGCUCGGAUGCAAUUGCUGAGCUUUCAAACCGACUUGAUGAGCUAGAAUCCCGUUUUUCGACGGCAAGCCUAGAGCUUAAUUCCGUUGAGGAAAGUCAGAGCAAACUUCAUCCCCCUAAGGAACUUGUUGAGGAGGCACGAAAGGCUAUGAAGAGUGAUAUAUAUACCCUUGAUAAAUUGGUUCGCAGCCAAGAGAAACGUUAUACCACUAUCUCAGCCAAGUUGGAUGCACAUACGACCCACGAAUUCUUUGAUGAACAGUAUAAUACUUACUGUUUUGUCUUUUGCGACUUCACCCUUACGGAUCGUCUGGUCCAUGAUCAAAUUACCCAUACACUCCUUUGCGUGGAUAUACCACGGUCAGAAGACAAGUCAGGGGCGUGUAAAUAA
Molecule: messenger RNA, 1248 nt
Organism: Trichophyton verrucosum HKI 0517
Lineage: Eukaryota; Fungi; Ascomycota; Eurotiomycetes; Onygenales; Arthrodermataceae
Exons: 3
Coding region: 1-1248 (415 amino acids)
Source: RefSeq, a predicted model, not a curated record